UGUGUUCCAGGCUUGUUUGUAGUGAAACGAGAUCCAGCCUCGAGAUCCGAUAGCAGUAGGUGGGUCUCUCCCGGCGCGGUAUUAUACGGAGUGUUUCAUUACCACAGCGGCAGCCAGCCGGGAGCAGCGGGCAAGAUUGUACGUUAUAUCACUCGGAUUAUUAAAACCCCCGGCAACUAUUUAAAUAUUGAGGGGCCGUUCUCGUUUUGUUUGGAGGAGGUUCCUGCACCCCGCGGGGAUGUUUAACUGGAGUAGUAGGGUUUCUAUUACGCUGGCAUCGCCGUGCGCCUCAGUAGGAGCAGUUUACUAUUACUUUGGGCUGGAGGUGGUUCGCUUUUCGCGGAGCUCCGAGUGAGAGACCAGUGCCGGCUCGUGUAGCCUAACCUAAAACCCGCUACUAAUCCUGAGACAGUUGGACAGCAUCUCGGCGCAAAACGGACUUAAAAAUUUCGAACGCAAACGGUUUCUUUUAGCGCUUGACAACAUCUGUAUAUUUUUGGUAUUGCCAAACAUGAGGAUUUUUGAAGACAUUUAAUUACGAGUAUAUCUUUAAGCUAAAAAAUAAAUAUAUAUAUAUAUAUCUCUUUAAGCUAUUUGUGGAUUUUAUUUCCCAAUAGUUUUAUUUGUCAUUUUUACUAUACGCAUCUGUUUUAUUUUAAUCUCUUAUGAACUUUGUUUUUCACUUUUUUGGAAACAUUGUCUUAUCCUUGCACUUGUUUUGGGAACACAAGAGCGGUCCUGGACGCGACAUGAGGACUGUCGCCUGGCUGUCCGCACGGCAUUGUCAUUGUAAUUUUCAUGUGUCAUGUCGAUUGUCGGAUGCCGGAGGACACGCGAUGUCGUUUAGCAUUUUGACAAACUGAAGGUUAUGGGCUGGAACAAAACUAACUGAGGGGGGCAAUUAUGCUGGAGUCCCAUAUAUUCUAGUGGUUUCAGUCGGACACCAACCCAUGGGGAUAUAAAUAUAUAUUUAUAUAUAUAUAUAUAUUCUAGCAUAUCAUUUUCUUUUUUUCGUUUUCCUUCUUUUUUUUUUACUGGACCAAUUUUAGGAUGAUGUUGUAUUGCUGCUCGAGCGCCUUGGUACUUACUAAUAAGUUCACCUGCAGCUUUUUAUUCGUGUUUUUACUGUUCCAAAUGCCACAGUCCUCCUCGCCUUUAAUUACAGGUACAGAAGCCAUCUGCGAGAACGAAGGAGAGGUGCUCCACAUACCGAACAUAACGGACAACCCGUGCAUCACCUGCGUCUGUCUGGAGGGGAAGGCAGACUGUAAACAGGAGAGGUGUCCCCUGGUGUCUGAGGACUGUGCUCUGGUGGUCAAACAGACGGGAGCCUGCUGUGAGAGAUGCAAAGGUUGUCAGCUGGAUGGAGAGUCCUAUAAUAGUUCUGUCUCCUGGACCAGCUCCAUCAAGCCCUGCAUCUCUCGCCGCUGUCAGGAAGGGGUCGUAACUGAAGCGGAAGUACAAUGUGUUGUCCACUGCAGGAACCCCAAGAUUCACCCCAAGAAGUGCUGUCCAACAUGCCCAAGCUGUAUCUUGGAGGGCCAUCUGUACAAAGAGAGGGAAGAGUUUCACCCUGAGGGAAAACCCUGCAUUAAAUGCACCUGCACUGGAGGGCGGACCCUAUGCGUCAGGGAUGUGUGUCCUGUCCUCUCAUGCCCCGCCCACCUGAGCCACACUCAGCCCGGACAGUGCUGUCCCAAGUGCCUCGGUCAGAGGAAAGUGUUUGACCUGUCGAUGGGGAGUUGUCUGUUCCACAGUGAGGUCUAUGAGAACGGCACCUCCUUCAGGCACGACAACUGCACCACCUGUACCUGCAAGAAUUCCACUGUGGUGUGCAGGAAGCGCUGCUCUCGGCCGGGAAGUUGCCAUGGUGACCAGUGCUGUGGGGAGUGUCUAUCCUUCGUGGAGGUAGCGGAAGUGAAGUACUGCCGGGUCAGGAACAAGAUCUACCGGGAGGGAGACAUGUGGUCGUCUGUGAACUGCACCCUGUGUGCCUGUGUCAAGGGGGCCAUCGAGUGCCAGCCAAAGCAGUGUGUGCCAAUCACCAGCUGCCCCUCGAAUAAGAUCCUGAACAGGACAGGCUGCUGCCCGGUUUGCACUGAAAAGCCAGGUGUGUGCACCGUAUUCGGCGACCCUCACUACAACACCUUUGACGGGCGCACGUUUAACUUCCAAGGAACCUGCCAGUAUGUUCUGACUCGAGACUGUGGUGGCGCCCUCUCUGGCGGGGGUGGAAACAGCGCCGGCUCUGACUCUGGCUUCACGGUUGUGGUGAGGAACGAUGCGAGGCGAACCCGCUCCUACUCCUGGACCCAGUCAGUGGAGCUGAGGAUAGGAGGGCUGAGUCUCAGCCUGCACCAGCACCUGACAGUGAGGAGGAACGGCACGCGCAUUGCCCUGCCCUACCAUGGCCCUGGGGUCCACAUCGACCUGGAUGGAUACCUGCUCAAACUCACCACCAUCGCAGGUCUGGAGAUCACGUGGGACGGGGACAGCUUCGUGGAGGUGGUGGCUGCUCCUCACCUGCGCGGUCGUCUCUGUGGCCUCUGUGGGAACUACAACGGACACAAGCGGGAUGACACCAUGGGCAGCGACGGCCUCUUCAAGUUCGUGGUCGAUGAGUUUGCAGAGUCGUGGCGCGUGGAGGGGAAUGAGGUUUGUGCCCAGCCCCUCAGGAGGCCCACCUCGUACCUCUGUCCCGGGAGUGUAAAGGUCAAGUUCCGCGCUCACAGGGAGUGUCAGAAGCUCAAGUCCUGGGAGUUCCAGAAGUGUCACCGGGUGGUGGACUUUGCCUCCUUCUAUAGGUCCUGUGUAACAGACAUGUGUGAGUGUCCGGUGCAUAAGAACUGUUACUGUGAGUCCUUCAUCGCCUACAGCCGGGCCUGUGAGAGGGAGGGAGCCCCCGUCUACUGGAAGCCGGAGGCUGCCUGCAUGGCGACCCAGUGUAAACACGGAGCGGUGUACGACACCUGUGGCCCGGGCUGCACCAAGACCUGUGACAACUGGAAUGAAAUCGGGCCCUGCCACAAGCCCUGCGUUGCCGGCUGCCACUGCCCAGCCAACCUGGUGCUGUUCCAGGGACGCUGCAUCAAGCCCAUAGCCUGCCCUGGCCGGUGACCCUAGUGCCCCAGGGGAAGGGGGCUGAGAGAGGGCCAAACAACCAACACUGCCUAGCACUCGGGGUCCAUAC
Messenger RNA from Oncorhynchus gorbuscha (pink salmon), 3190 nucleotides. RefSeq names its product BMP-binding endothelial regulator protein-like. The transcript has 15 exons. NCBI's taxonomy places the organism in Eukaryota, Metazoa, Chordata, Actinopteri, Salmoniformes, Salmonidae. The coding region runs from base 1051 to 3117 and encodes 688 amino acids. The record is from RefSeq and is a predicted model, not a curated record. Gene Ontology annotation, molecular function: protein binding.